GAUCUUUCUCUUCGAGGCCCUCCAACCUCCCUGGGGGAGGGAGGAUCUUCAUUCAACUUUUCGAGCCGUCUUGAUUUGACAGCCAAUGAAUGGCAGGUUCGGUUCUCUUCGGCAGAUGAUUUCCCCGUCACUUAUGUGAAGGAUAGGCUGCGAUUCUUUUUUUUUUAAGCGCCUUGAAGGCAUUCCACGGAUGCCAAGGGCGAUAACUGUCACAAUUGAUGAAUCAUGGAUGGUACGAAUAUGGAGCGACUGGAAAAAAGAAAGUGCAUAUGCCCUGGAAAAGGCAUAUUGAUGUAUCUGUAUCGUCCAAAAUCCGGAAAAGGCCAAGAAGGAAACCUCCGAGGUGGCCCUCCACACUGCUAGUCUUCUCCUUAUACUCCGUACUCUGUACUUUCCGCAUCACUUGGCAUGAGCCGUUACAGAACAGGGGCGCGGAAGACUCGGGCGACGGUUCGACAUUGUCCACUACGCGAUGCGGUCGAUCGGAGGAAACGCCUGCUGACAUAUCAGUUCACGAUUACACGAACAUGAUGCAGGCUCAUUGGCUUCGCAAGUCAAUGGACUCGGAAUGUGAAGGGAUAGGAUAGCCCGUCCGACCUGCCAUUUCGUCACCUGUGAACUCCGUACGUACGGACUGCUGCAGUUGCC
Molecule: messenger RNA, 648 nt
Organism: Sodiomyces alkalinus F11
Lineage: Eukaryota; Fungi; Ascomycota; Sordariomycetes; Glomerellales; Plectosphaerellaceae
Exons: 1
Coding region: 219-587 (122 amino acids)
Source: RefSeq, a predicted model, not a curated record